Molecule: messenger RNA, 1365 nt
Organism: Eptesicus fuscus (big brown bat)
Lineage: Eukaryota; Metazoa; Chordata; Mammalia; Chiroptera; Vespertilionidae
Gene: BLOC1S4
Product: biogenesis of lysosomal organelles complex 1 subunit 4
Exons: 1
Coding region: 54-719 (221 amino acids)
Cellular component (GO): BLOC-1 complex
Source: RefSeq, a predicted model, not a curated record
CGUGCGCGCGCGCGGAGACCGGAAGCUGGCCGGCAGCCCGGAAGUCGCGGGCUAUGGAGGGUCGCUCGGCGGGUCGCGGGCCGUCUCGCGAGGGAUCGGCGGAAGAAGCCGAGCCGCCGGUCGCCUCCUGGAGCGGGGACAGCGGCCACGUGUCGCAGAGCCACAGCAUCGCCUCAGGGCCGUGGGAGGAUGAGGGCCCGGAGGGGGGCGCGCCGGGACGCGACCUGCCGCUGCUGCGCCGCGCCGCCGCGGGCUACGCCGCCGGCCUGCUGCCCGGGGCCGGGGCCGGGGCCGGGGCGCGGCCCGAGGUGCAGGCCCUGGACGCCAGCCUGGACGAGCUGCUGACCAGGGUGGACGAGUUCGUGGGCAUGCUGGACAUGCUGCGCGGCGACUCCUCCCACGUCGUGAGCGAGGGCGUGCCGCGCAUCCACGCCAAGGCCACGGAGAUGCGGCGGGUCUACGGCAAGAUCGACCGGCUCGAGGCCUUCGUGGGCAUGAUCGGCGCCAGCGUGGCCCGGAUGGAGGAGCAGGUCGCCAGGGCGGAGGCCGAGCUGGGGUCCUUCCCCGGCACGUUCAGGAAACUCCUGCACACAAUCCACGUGCCCUCCCUCUUCACCAAGGCGCCCGCCAGCAGGCCCCCGCCGGCCGCCUACGAACCGCCCGUCCUGUUCCGGACCGAGGACCACUUUCCCUGCUGCAGCGAAAGGCCGCUGCUCUGAGCGGGCGGGCGGGCCGCUGCGGGAGGACGCUGCCCUCCGAGGUCACCCCGAGUGCCGAUUGCAUCGAUGGGGAGCCCUGUUCCCGGGCCGGUGCUGUCGGGGUGUGGAAGUGUAACGGUGAUUAUUGCACACCCCGUUUCUCGCUGUCUUCAUAGUGGUUUCACGUAGGAAGUUUGCCCUGUUUAAGUCUUCCAGUUCCAACCCGAAAGCUGCUUGGUGGGCGCGACCGGGGCAGCAGAACGAAGGAACUCACCGGUGCACUGUGGCAACACUGCUGCUGUUGUGGAUUUUAUGGCUCCACCAACAGUAUUACCUUUUCAAGGUUUAUAUAUUUAUAUCCUCUCUAGGAAAAUUCCUGGGCCGUUAAAGCUUUGUUAUAAUUUGAUCCGAACAGUGGUUCCGUUUCCUAUCGCUUACUCUAUCGAUUGGUGGUAAGUUACUUAACAUUCUGUUAAGCUUUCCAUGUGGGUUGUAAACCGAAGGAAAUGGUGCAACUUCUGAGAAAAAUGCCCCGACUCAUUGCAACUAAUUCUGAAGUAUUGGAAAGUAUGACCACACCACCUUAACUUGCCCCGAGCAAAUAUGACCAUAUAAUGGUUGCCAACGUUUGGUUUAUAGCUUAAAUCUUAAUAAAAGUUUUAAACUU